Molecule: messenger RNA, 5608 nt
Organism: Drosophila grimshawi
Lineage: Eukaryota; Metazoa; Arthropoda; Insecta; Diptera; Drosophilidae
Gene: Bap170
Product: AT-rich interactive domain-containing protein 2
Exons: 4
Coding region: 108-5471 (1787 amino acids)
Biological process (GO): regulation of DNA-templated transcription
Cellular component (GO): SWI/SNF superfamily-type complex
Molecular function (GO): DNA binding
Source: RefSeq, a predicted model, not a curated record
UGAGUUUUCUUCUUUUUAACUACUAUAAGUGAUUGUGUGUGCGCCGCAGUAUUUAGUAACUAGAAUGUACAAUUCGUGUGGCCUUUUGAUACAAAUACGUAUAUAGAAUGACAUCGAUUGAUAGCGUACGCGUACUGCUCCAAUCGCUGCCAGCAGCAUCGCCUGCCGUCGGCAACAACAACAGCAACAACAACAGCAGCAGCAACAACAACAACUGCAACAGCGCCUCACAAAAUGAGUUGACGCCGGCAAAACUCGGCGCUGCUGCGACACCCUUGCGCGCGAGAAAUUCGCAAUUGCAACUGCAACAACAGGCGCAGCAGCAACAGCAACUGUUUUUUGGUACGCCAGAAAAGUCAACGCUAGAUGGCAAAGAACUCAAUCCGCCGGAUGAAUUUUGGCGUGAUUUGCAUCAGUUUCACGAGCGACGCGGCACACCGCUCACACAGGCGGCCAAAAUCAGUGGGCAGCAUGUGGAUUUGUAUCGACUGUACCAGGAGGUCACCGAACGCGGUGGCUUCAACAAGGUUAACGUGCGCGACGAGUGGGACGAGGUAUACAGCGCGCUGGACACGCUGCGCGAUCGCUGUGUCAACGGCACCGCCGGCAUUAAGCAUAUCUAUCGACGCUAUCUGGAUAAAUAUGAACGUCUCAAUUUUCUCGGCGAGGAUCCGGAUAAAUUGGAGGCUUUGGAGGCGGCGAUUGAGUGUGCCGAUUUGGGCGCCAGUGCAAGUCGUUCACGUUCACGUCUAGUGAUGGGCACCGGCAGCGGUUUGAUUGGCAGUGGCCUCAAUGUCAGUGGCAUGGGCAGCUUAUUUGGUUCGGCGCAUUCCACGCUGACAGCGGUGCCCAUGUCGUACAAUCAGCGCCAGCAUAUGGUGAAUGCGGAUCGCCGGCGACAGUAUAAGAUGUCCACACAGCUGCACAAGCACAGCAGCUAUGAGAAGUUGCUGCUAUCGCUAAUCUCUCCACUGCCCAAUGAGCAGGAUUUCGCGAUCAAUGUGUGCACGCUGAUGGCAAAUGAGCCGCGUCCAACGCUACAGUUGACGGAGUGUCCGAAGUUGUUGGAUGUGCUGUUGGCGCAUCUGGGUGUCUAUGCGGAUUACACAAUGCGACAGCUAUUCCAGCAUGGUCACAACACAGCUGGCGUCCAGGUGCGAAGCAAAUCGAAGCUGAACUUUUGGCGUGAUUUGCUCUACGAUAAGCCACAAAUCCUGGAUCUCUAUACGGAUGAACAGGCCUGGCUGGACAAUGGACUGAUUAGCAAGGAGACCGAUGCCAUCGAUAAUGACGAUGAUGAUUAUUUUCUUCAGUCGGAUGAUCUAGAUUUCGAAUGGGACUUUUUGCAUUUGCGUCGCAGUCACGGCACCGACGAACGGAUCGGUCAGCGUGUCCUCCAAAUUGUGCAGCUGGUGCGUAGCCUGAGUUUCCAUCAGGAGAACGUCUCGCUACUCGCCUCGAAUCGCACACUCUGGCGCUAUCUGGUCAUGGGCGCCAAUGUCCGUUGGAGCAACAUUCACAUUCAGGCACUGGAGACGGCUGGCAACUUGGCGCAGCAGUUUGAGCUGCUGGAUCCCGCCACGGAUGAGCUGUCGCGAAAUCUGCUGGCCACGCUGUGCGAGGGCGUCGACUCGAAUGAUCGGGCCGUGAUCAUCAGUUGCCUGGAGAUACUCUAUAAGCUGUGCGGACGCGAGGGCAAUGCCCAGCAUAUUAAUCGCUGUCUCGGCUUGGAUUUCUAUCAGCGUGUUAUGCUGCUGCUCUCGCUGACGGACGUCAUGCUGCUCAUCUUUACGCUGGAGGCGAUAUAUGCGCUGAGCGCACUCGGUGCACGUCCCUGCUCCAUGCUGAUGCAGGUGCGUGGUCUGCUCGAUCAACUGGUAGCCCUGUUGACGGUGGAGGCGCAAUCUUAUGGCGCCGCUGGCUGCAUAUUGAUGCGCGUCGUGGAGGUGGUGCCGGGCAACAUGGUGUCCACACUGCACCAGCAGCAGCAGCAGACGACUCAGGGCAAUCAAAUGACGCAACUGGCGACAGUUAAGCAGACGCCGCAGCAGCAGCCGGCAUUAGUUGCUGCACUGCCGCCGAUGCCAACGCAGGUGCAAGUGUUGCCGCCACAAAUGGAGCCGGUUGUUUUGCCUACGCCUGCUAUAGUUCAUGUUCCAGCUGCAGCGCCUGUUCCUGCUCCAGCUUCAACUUCAGCUCCCGCUCCAGCGCCUGUUGUUGCUGUGCCAGUUGCGCUGCCCCUGCCCAUGGCCAUGCCCAGUUUGCCGCAGGUGCAACUCCCACCGAUGCCCAGUUUGCCGCAGGUGCAGCUGCCCCCAGUGCCAGCAUCCGUGCCAGUGCCGUUGCCCGUAGCGCCCUCAGCACCACAGAGUUUCACGCACGAAGACGAAACGUAUGCAUUGGCCUGGCUGGGCGCCACCUAUGAGCGUGCUGGCCAAGGACACGAUCAUCGUGUGGAGCAACAGGAGCUGUACACCAUUUAUCUAUCGCAUUGCCAGAAGGCGGGCAAGCAUUCGGUGGUUAAUCGCAUGCAAUUUCCACGCCUCGUCCGGCUCAUCUUCAAUCCGAGCGUGGGUCCGGCCAUUGUGCGUCAGUUGGAUGGCAGCGAUCUGCCUGGCACCCACUAUGUGGGCAUCCGGAUGCGCGCCCAGCCGUUGCCCAUGCAGCAGCACAAGCAACAGCAGCAGCAGCAGGCUGUCAAGAAGGAUGCCAAACCCGAACCGGCAGCUGUAGUGGAAGCAGCUGAAGAAGUUACUCUGGCUGCUCCUAGCCAGCCCAGCUCGUCGCUAAUUAAAAGUCUACUGGCCAACAAAGUCAACGAACGUCAGCUGAAACAGAAGGCGCAAGCACAGCCACCUGCCCUGGUGCCCAGCACAUCUUCCGCAACUGGCUCCUCGGCUGGUCAGCCCAUUAAGGUGACCUCAACGGCAAUUAGCGCCUUUGUCAACAAUCCCCUCAUGCAGCACACACCUGUCAAGGUGGGUCAGACCACCAUAAAGCCACUGCAUCCACAAAUGGCGCUGGAGAAGAAACCGAUGACAGAUUCGGCGCCGCCACCACUAGCUCCCUUGAGCGGAUCAAAUGUGCUCACGAAGGAUGCACAAGGACGCACCGUUAUCAUACAAUCGAAACGGAAGCUGACCAUCGAUGAGGAGCAGAACAAACGACUGGCAUUGGAGAGUGGCAAUAACAGCAUUGCUGGUCCACCUGGCAAAGAAGAGCAUCAAGUGACGCCCUCGAAGAAUGCGGCCAAUCUCUAUGCGGAUCUCGCUGCGUCCAUACUCGAGGAUGAGGACAUGGAUGAUGUGCCGCCGCUCGCUGCGUCCAGUCAGGAACAGCAGCAACAGCAACCACAACAACAGUCCCAGCAACAACAGCAGCAGCAGCAGCAACAACAGCAGCAACAGCAGCAACAAUUGCAGUUGAUACCCGCCAAAGUGCAGCCUGCCCAGCGUCAGUUAAUCUUUCCGGCUGGUGGCUCGCCAGCAGCACCGCCUCAACUCAAGCUGGCGACGACGGCAACAAUUAAAACGGAUCAGGGACUGCAAACGGUGCCCGUCAUCUUGCAACAGAAGACGGAGCAACAGCAGCAGCAACAACAACAGCAACCACAACAGACACAAACACAAUAUGUGCUGGCCACCAAUAAUCAGGGCCAAACCUAUUUGGUGGCACAACAAACGGCUGCAGUGGCAGCGCCGCCCCAAGCCCCAAACACGCCCACAUUGUUGGUCACACAAUCGCCGCAACAGCAGACAAAGACCAUCAUCAUAUUGCAACAGCCGCCGGGUGUGAGCACAUCGAAUGUGCCCGGCACACAGAAGGUGAUCAUGACAACGUCGCAGGGACAACAGGUCCUGGUGACGACAACAACAGCGCCAGCCGCAGCACAGCAACGACCCGUGGCACCACAGCAACAUCUGCAGCAUCAGCAGCAGCAGCAGCAGUCACAACAAAUCUUUCUCAAUCCGCAGCGUACGGUGCCAGCUGCUUUGGGUGCGGGUCAAAUGUCGCCAUCGUUGCUCUCGCAACUAAACCAGAUACCGGCAACGAUUAAGCUGCAUCAGCCACAACCAGCACAGUCACCGCAGCAGCAACAAAUGCAUCGUGUGGCAAGUAAGACGGCGCCCAUACCACAACUGCAACAGCAUCAAUCCAUAAUACAGCAGCACAUCAUCUCUGGCCCAACGGCGACGCAGGACAAGCGACAAUUGCUGCUCGGCGGCAUUAAGGAGACAACGCUCAUCACUCAGACAUCAGCAACGGCGGCCCCCUUGCAACAGAGUCAACUCAAUUCGCAGACAAUCAUUACCACACAGCCACCACAAGCACAACAGCAACAGCAACAGCAGACAGCUGCAACCACAGCAGUUGUUGGCGCUACGUUGCAGCAACAGCAGCAGCAGCAACAUAUACGCAACGUGCUCGAACAGCAGCAGCAACAUCAUCCAUCCAUAAUACAGCAAAAGAUCACAAUGCCAACGGUGCUAACAGAGGCUGGCAAAAGCAAAGUGGUUGCCGCAGUGCCCAUAGCCAAGAAGCCAAUGCCGCCGCCUUCGUCCGUUGUGCAGCAGUUGCAACAGCAGUCGGUGCAAAUUCCAGCACUGAAACCCAAUCAGCAACAAACCGUUCAGCAGACAACCACAGCAGCUGAGACAAAGCCGACGACAGAGCAAAGCAUAACAGCAGCCGUUGCGACAAUUCCGGCUGCCACAGUCAUCUCAACAACGGCGACAACAACAAGCAGCAGCAUUAUAAGCAAUGUGAAUGCUGGUACACCUGUUGCUGCCACACCUGUUGUCGCAGUGCCGCCGGUGCCUGUGGAUGUCAAUUGGUUGUUCAUAUGCGAUUGGCGCAAUUGUCCGCGUCGCAAAUUCAAAUCGCUCAACGAAUUGCAACAUCACGUGUGCAACGUCCACUGUCCGGAUCAUUUGGAUCCGGGUGCCGAGAUCUAUUGUCAGUGGGGCAGCGGACCCAGUUUGUGUGAUAAUAUUGCACGUAAACGUUACUCGCUGAUGACACAUCUGGUGGAUCGUCAUCUGGCGCUGGAUGAUUUGCGAGCUAGUGUGCAACGUCGCCUUGCCACCGGCAUACACAAUGUGGCACCAACACAGCCAACUGUGACAAUUGUGCGCAAUGCUGCGAAUGCCACAUCAACAUCAGCAGCUGCCGCUGCAGCGGCAGCAACAAGCGCAACAACAUCCACUGCGGUGGGCACUUCGGCACUGCAGGCGAUCAAGCGUCAUUCAGCCGACUUUCUCAACUCUAAGGAGCUGAUGGAUGAGAAUGAGGGGCCGGUGACGAAAAGCAUCCGCUUAACGGCUGCGCUCAUUUUACGCAAUCUGGUCAACAACACAUCGACUGCGAAACGUGGCCUAAAACGCUAUGAGCCGCAUUUGGCCAAUGUGGCAUUUAGCAAUGUCGAGGCCAGUGGCGUCCUAUCACACAUACUACACGAGUUGAGUCAGUAGCUCCCCCAAUAUAGUAUAUAGUAUAUGCCUACACACACAUCUAUUUUUGUACACCUCUCGCUGCGCUGCUAUAAACAACAAAUUCAAUAAUUAAUUCUACUAACGACACUAUUAAAAUGUGAACACAACUGAAUGAA